AUGCAAUUGGUUGCUGGAGCCGGGAUGGCUCUUAGCUUGGCACUGAUUUGUGGCCUCUUCUCCUCAUUCAUUUGUGCACUCUUAUGGCUGCUUUACUUCUCCAUUGUGACCUCUGCAGAUGGAACUGCUUGGUAUAGCUAUGGCUGGGAGAGCCAGCUGUUGGAAACUGGCUUCCUGGCAAUCUUUCUAUCGUCGCCUUUCCAUUUGUCAUCGCCUCCAUCUUUGCCUGUGCUAUGGCUGUUCCGCUGGUUGUGCUUUAGGAUUUCCACAGGCGCGGGCCUCAUCAAAGUUCGCGGCUCCAGUUGCUGGACGGAUCGAACCUGCUUGUGGUACCACUUCGAAACCCAGCCGAAUCCUUCGCCGCUCUCGUUUCUUUGGCAUUUUUUGCCCCGCAACAUGCUAUCGCGUGGCGUGGAUCUGGAUAUCUUUGUACAACUCUAUGCUGUUUGGCUGGUCCUGAUCCCCGGAUUUGGGCUGCUGAAGUAUUUGAGACGGAUCGGAGGCUUAAUACAAGCACUCUUCAUGCUCAACAUUGCCAUCUCUGGGAAUUUGUCUUUUCUGAAUCAUUUGACGAUCAUUCCUGCGCUGGCCUGCUUGGAUGACGCCUGCUGGAGCUUCCAGAGGCCCAAGGUGGUCAAGGCCAAGAACCUUCUUCAAAUCGAAGGCCGUCAGAUGAUGAAUGCCUCGUUUGGAGCUUUUCGCCUGGUCAACACCUAUGGAGCCUUCGGGAAUGUGGGCAAGGAGCGCUAUGAGGCAAUCGUGUCUGUUUCCCAUGACAAGCGCCAAUGGCACGAGCUGGAGUUCCCCUGCAAGCCUGGGCGACUGGACCGGAGGCCCUGUAUGUGUGCUCCAUAUCAUUACCGCUUGGAUUGGAAUAUUUGGUUCCUAGGCUUCAAGCCUCACCAAGCCUAUCUGCAACAAAGAGAGACCUGGAUGUGGUCCUUCUUGGCCAAGAUCCUCGAAGGGGAUGAUGUGGUGCUCAAGCUUCUUGCACCAGAGACGGCCGAAAGCAAAGCCUUUUAUCCUCACGGGCUUUCAGGUGGCCGAAAAGUUCCCAGAUACAUCAAAGUGGACAUGUGGAGAUACCGCAUGAAGGCACCUUUGUGGGAGAUUGUCAAGGACCUUUAUCGGAAUGGCACUGCCAUUUGGUGGGAGCGAAGCAAAGGGGAGCCGUUGAUCCCCGCUCUCGAGCGGAACUACACGGUCUUGGUUCCUCGGAUGUCUUUCUCCGUUGCAAACGCUUCUCUCGUUUGUGAUGUCAGUGUUGCCCUCCUGAGGUCCAACCCUAUAGGCCCUAAGUCACAGGUGGUGGGGUUUGGUUUGCUUUCUUUUGAAACUGUUUUUGGCGUUGGACCUGAAUUCCGACACUCUAGUUGUGCUCUUGCAUCACCACUCUUUCAAAGCUCACAAUCAUAG
Durusdinium trenchii is the source of this 1416-nucleotide messenger RNA. The record is from the annotation of a GenBank genome assembly. Lineage: Eukaryota; Dinophyceae; Suessiales; Symbiodiniaceae.